Apis florea (little honeybee) is the source of this 714-nucleotide messenger RNA. It is a transcript of the gene Obp3, whose product is annotated as odorant binding protein 3. The record is from RefSeq and is a predicted model, not a curated record. Gene Ontology annotation, molecular function: odorant binding. Lineage: Eukaryota; Metazoa; Arthropoda; Insecta; Hymenoptera; Apidae.
AUCAUUUAAUCAUAUUUUAUUUAUAAACGUUUGUUAUUGUAAGAAAUUGAAUUACAUAAAUUCCUUAUCUAUGAAUGAUUAAUAAGCUUAUUUAAUUUACAUGUAGUAUGCAUUUAUUGAGUAUAAAUAGCAGUUGGAAAUAUCAUGCAACUAGUCGAGGAAAUUGUUCGCAUUUCCCCCAAGUUUGUUCAAGGGACAAGACAGUGUCCUAAAGAUCCGAAAAAAAUGAAGACCAUCUUAUUUCUCACGCUAUGCAUCGCCUCUUAUAUGAUGGUUCGCUGCGACGAUACCGACGAUAUAACUCUGUGCUUGGAACAAGAGAAUCUCACCUUCGAUGAUGUUAAUUCCUUAAUCGAGGAUAAAAGUGAAAGAACGAUAAGAAAGCGAGGGUGCAUCGAGGCCUGCCUUUUGCAUAAGUUGGCUCUGAUGAACGGCAACAUCUUCGAUAUAGAGAAAUUCGAUGUAUAUUUAAACGAAAUAAGGGAGAAUCAAAAGGAGAAUAUUCGAAAUGUUAUACGCCAAUGUAUCAAUAAUGCUGAGAGCCAGGAUAAGUGCUGGGCCGCUCAAAAAUUCACCACUUGCCUUGUCGAUUACGUGAAAUUCUACAUCAAACAAUUUAUAUUCUCGUUUAACGACUCAAACUCAAUCUCGAACUCAACGAGCGAAGAAGAAGAGCUCAACUCUCCUUUAUAAUAACUAUUACAAGUUUAAAUA